GUUAUCUGCCCGUUUCACACGCCUUCAUUUCUGUCACAAUUUCUCAACAGUUUUGAAACAAUAAUAUGUCAAUUUCAAUCUGCCACAGUUCCUUAACCCCUAAUUCCACGGUUCUUCUAAUUCCCACAAAAAAUCCCCAAUUGCAAUCUCUCCGCAAUCAGUGCCUCCGGCUCUCAAUUCUUAAAGUUUCAGCCGCUUCACGUGACCGGAAUCUGACGUCUUCCUCGCCGCCGCUGCCGACUACGACGAGCACUGGAGAUAUUCUUCAGAACCUCGCCGUCUCCUUUGUUCUCUUCCUGGGGUUAGGCUUCGGCAUUCGGGCCUUGCCGGCAUCCGCCUGUACCAGGCUUCCUCCUGUUAUUGCUUCCGUUGUGAACUGCCAAUUCCAGGAGUGCGUGCAAAGUGUUGUGCAGCUGGUCCAGCCCAAAUUCCACUCAACUUUUUGCCCCGAUAGGUGCCUUGUCAGCGACCUUGGUGAUGUAAAAAAGUCAGAGAAUUUGGAAGAAGCUGAAGCUGAUGAAUUGAAGGCAGCUUUUGAGAGAUGGAAGUCCAAAACAUAUGCUUUGUCAGUUCCUUUAAGAGUUGUUGCUUUACGCAACUCACUCCCUUCUAUAUGGUUCCAGGAGUUCAUACAAUCCCAAGGAAAGAGAGUGAAGUUACAGCCAGAGUUUCGUCAAAACCUUAUGGACAUCUUUUCUGAACUUUGCCAGUCAAAUAACAAAGUAGCUGUUAGCCCAAAAUCUGCAAUGGCAGCUGAUGUUGUUACACUGGGUGAUUCUUGGCUCAGUUUUGCCAUAAAAGAGGGUUUGAUUCAGCCCAUCCAAGGGGUGGAAGAACAAGAUUGGUUUCGAGAUUUGACUGAGGACUGGAAGGGAUAUUUGCACAGGAGUACUGAUGGAAAUUUGGAUCCUCAAGGCAAAAUAUGGGCCGUUCCGUACAGAUGGGGAAGCCUGGUUAUAGCUUAUAAGAAAAGCAAAUUUCUAAAGCAUAAAUUGGCUCCCAUAGUGGAUUGGGCUGAUUUAUGGCGGCCUGAGCUAGCUGGGAAGAUUUCAAUGGUUGAUUCACCACGAGAGAUUGUUGGUGCAGUGUUAAAGUACAUGGGGGCUUCGUAUAAUACACACAACAUCACUUCUCAGGUUGCUGGUGGAAAAUCUGCUUUGAAAGAGAAGCUUGCAUUGUUUGCUAAACAGGUUCGACUUUUUGACAGCCAGUACUAUCUUAAAGCUUUCGGAGUUGGUGAUGUUUGGGUGGCUGUUGGGUGGAGUAGUGAUAUUCUUCCUGCUGCUAAAAGGAUGUCAAAUGUUGCAGUUGUUGUUCCAAAGUCUGGUGCUAGUUUAUGGGCAGACUUUUGGGCAAUACCUGCCACUUCCAGAGUUAAAACAGGUAAUGUUGGAGGACGAGUUAGAGGACCAUCUCCUUUGGUGUCUCAAUGGAUUGAAUUCUGUUUGCAAUCUGCAAGGGCACUAUCAUUUAAAGAAGAGGCUAUCCCAGGCGCAUUGCCUAUUGUCUUUCAAGAUCCUGUUCAAGGGUCUGGAAACCUUCAUAAAGGGCAGCCAAAGCUCGAAACAAACCUCGUUGCUUGCAUGCCUCCACCUGAUAUUUUGGCAAGGUGUGAAUUCUUGGAGCCGUUACCAGAAGACACAAUGGCUGAUUAUCAAUGGCUAAUUGCCAAUAUUAAGAAACCUAAACAAUCUGUGAUGCAAACAUUGCAGCAUUACAUCCUUUUGAUAGUUCGAUCUUUGCUGGCUAUUGUGCAGUCUAAGGGUGGUAUAACAAGCUGAUGCUCAUUACAGUAUAUUUGGUUUUUGCAUCAUAUUUUCAAGCAGUGUAAAUUGAUUUCUGCAAAAUGUUACAACACAUUCUUGUAGAGAGAAUAUUAAAUCUGAAUCACUUAUCUCUAGUUAUAAUCUUGAA
This is a messenger RNA of Coffea eugenioides, 1914 nucleotides long. RefSeq lists its product as uncharacterized. Bases 66 to 1781 code for a protein of 571 amino acids. NCBI's taxonomy places the organism in Eukaryota, Viridiplantae, Streptophyta, Magnoliopsida, Gentianales, Rubiaceae. Gene Ontology annotation, molecular function: polyamine binding. Gene Ontology annotation, cellular component: periplasmic space. The record is from RefSeq and is a predicted model, not a curated record. Gene Ontology annotation, biological process: polyamine transport. The transcript is spliced from 9 exons.